CCUUACACUAGCAAACCAGGAAGCUUGAAAGCGAAAGUAGGGAAUGACGAAUUUGUGGAAAGAUUACACGCAAUAUGUGGGAAAAACCAGUUGCAUUUUCAUUUACUAACACAAAGACACAGAACUAACACGGGCGACAGGAUGGCUUCUCUACCAGCAAACGACUUACUUGAUUUUGAUGAGAUUGCCAACCUGCACUGUCUUCAAGAAACAGUAUCGGACGAUGAAGGAGUGACCAUCACGGAACCCUGCGACCGAGACACGCGUCUUCGGGGGGAGGUACUGACCCAUCUACACGAUGCCCUGGCCUGCAUGUACAAGGAAGAAGAGCUCACCGACCUUCAUGUCAAAAUUGAAGGCAAGGUCUUCCACUGCCAUCGGGUGAUAAUGGCGGCCAUGUCAGGCUACUUCCGGUCCCUUUUUACUUCCGGUAUGCAGGAGAGCCAGAAUGGUGAGGUGGAAUUGCAAGAUGUUUCCAAGAGAACAUUUGACCUCAUCCUGCUGUACGUGUAUUAUGGCGAUAAUGUUGUCAACUCGGAUUCUGUGGAGGAGUUGCUGAGAGCAACAGUGCUGCUUCAGAUACCACCCUUGGAGAGAGCGUGUGUGGAGUAUAUGAGCAAGUGUCUCAACCCCAGUAACUGCAUGAGUAUCUGGAAGGCAGGCAAGACAUUCGGUUGUCCUGCGCUGAUAGAAACGGCAUGGGAUGUCAUUUUGAAAAAUUUUGAGGAGGUCAGCCAUCAGGAAGACUUCCUGGCCUUGCAGAAGGACGAUGUAGUAGCCAUCCUGGACGAUGACCAGUUGAACCCCGACUCCGAGGACCCCAUCUGUGACGCUGUCCUUUCAUGGGUUCGAUCUGACCUUCCUGCAAGGGAAGAACACAUGGAGGAACUGCUAAGCCUAGUCUGUGUGCCAAAGAUGUCUUCAUCCUUUGUCUAUGACAGACUCCUCCUUGACCAUGACCUUAUGCAGAAGAACCCCCGCUUCUUUACAUUUGUGAUGGAAGCGACACGUUGCCACAUGAAGCCGGAUGAGAAAGCUAAGGUGAUGGCAAAGCAAACCAAACUGAGGAACGAUCCCAAUUACCAAAAGGUUGAAGCCCUCGUUGGUGGGUAUUUCAUGGCAGAUGAUCCCCUUAAAUGCGUCCUCUGUUAUGAUUUGAAUCGGAGAAAGUGGUACACCGUUGCUGCCAUGCCUCAAGAAGCUGGUGAGGACUUUGCUACAUGUACGUACCAAAAUGAAAUGUAUGUUUCUGGGGGAUCUAGAAGUCUGGACAAAUUCAUCAAGUACAUCCCAGGCAGCAAUGACUGGCUCGAUCAACCGUCUCUCAUCACAGGACGAGAGUGCCACAGCAUGGUCGUUGUCGGAGAAUACAUCUACGUUCUUGGAGGACGAAACUCCCAACUGGAAGACGAAAGCGGUGUCGUUAAGGACAUCGAGGCCUACAACACAACAAGGGGAACAUGGUCCAAAGUUGGCAAACUUGAAAUUCCUUUGGAUAGCCUCUCUGCUGCAGUGAUGAAUGAAAGAAUAUAUACCUUUGGUGGAACGGAUGAAAAUGGUAAAAGCACUUCUGCAAUCCAGUGCUUCGAUCCAAGCAAAAGAACAUGCAGUCUCGUAGGAUCGUUGCCCGAGCCAUCAUCAGCUACUUCUGCCAUUGCCUUUAAUGCCAACAUUUACGUGUUCAGUCAAGAAGGAAAGGUCUUCCGGUUCGACCAGACACAGUCUUUGUCAAAGGUUGCGGAGUUUGAGGGGAGGUCCAAGUUUGGGUUGUACGUGAGUGGGCACAGUCUCAUGGUCGUCGGUGGGCAGGAUGAGAAUAGAACUUUCCUGGAUCAGAUCGUCAGUGUCAACGUGAAGUCAGGAAGCGUUGCUGCUGCUGAUACAAAACUUCCCAUACCGUUUUGUGGCUUCAAGAUGGAGUCGUUGGUGAUGCCGAAGGUCAUGCUGGCUCAAGAAGGGUUUAACGUCCAGGGGCAGAACCUGUUUGACACAGACCUAGAACGCCGUGAGCAAUAUAAAGCAAAAAGACACAGGCACCCUUUCUUACAGAACGACUUCUAGAGACUCGGAGCUGUGUUCCGGCUGGAGUAAAUCAAAUGUUUACAUAUGUUGGACAUUUAAAAGAAACCGUCUUCCAUUCUUAAAACAAACGUGAAAAAUUACACAGAAUUCAGGACAUCCUAUCAAUGCGUUAAAGGAGCCCAUAUUUUGCUAUCAUUCAGAACAACCUGGCAAUGAUUUAAAGUGCCCAUCGUUCGCUAUCAUUCAGGACAGCCUGCCAAUGAUUUUUGAAACCCGUCGUUUGCUAACAUUCAGGACAACUUGCCAAUGAUUUAUGAAACCCGUCUCAUUUGCUAAAAUUCAGGACAACCUGCGAAAAAAUGAACUAAAGCGCCCUUUGCACCGGCAGUUGCAUUUGGAACUUCCGACAACUACGUAGGAUGUUAAUCACAACAUAACUCUUUUAGAUCUUCAUCCAAAAUGAUCAAACCUUUCCCAAAGUUGAUUGGCAGGACUCCUCUGAAGUUGCAUCUGGAUUCUACAAAGGAAAAUCUGUAUUUAACAAUGUGGUUGCCUUAGUACCAUGCUGAUUUUGGCGUAAAAACUAGCACAUCGGCACAGAAACCUGGCCUUGACGCACAUGACUGUACAACUAGGAGGCUAGAGGUCAAUCAUUGCUAUAUCUGGAUUGAUCAAAUUCCGGAUUGAUUGAUGUUGUCAGACGAUUUCGAUUCGUCCAUCCCCGUUUCGUUUUUUUACGAUCUCGAUUUUGAAUUCUUUUUCAAGUAUCAUUCAGAGAAGAGAUGUGACUUCAGCAUAAGUUACUGCAAUGAUUUCAUCGCUUGCAAGUAGUCAAAGGGGUGGAUUAGCCUAGUCGUUAGAGCGUUCGCUUUUCACAAGGGUUCGAUUCCCCAAUAUGACUAUUAUUGUUGCCAUUAUUAGUAUUGUAAUAAUCAGGAAUCAGUUAGUCUAAAAUUUCCAACGUUCUGUAUUUGAUGUGCAUGAUUUAAUUUCUGUUUACAUGAUAAUCAGGUGUGAAAUGUUUUUUUCGUAUAGAGGUUACAACUGGCGGUAAUAUAUUUCAACAUUACCGCCAGUAUGAUCCCUUCACAACUUGGGUAGCCUAGUGGUUAAUGUGUUCGCUUGUCAUGUCGAAGGCCUGUGUUCGAUUCCCCACAUAGGUAAUAUGCGUGAAGCCUUUUUCUAGUAUUCCCUCCGUGAUAUAGCUUGAAUAUUGCAAAAAGCAGCGUAACACCAUCACUGUUUAUGUAAAUGCACUACUGUAUCUGCUUCAGCUGCUGUUUCUGGUGCAACUGUUAUUGAUGCUUCACGUGGUAAGGCGGAAAACGAUAUCUUCAUUUGUUUCUUCUUUAUUACAUAUAUAACCUGCGAAUAUGUACAUGGAAUGGGUUGGUCUGAUGUGUAUGUAUUUAGCCUUUGUGGUAGUUUAGCUUUUGUAUUGUAACAGGAAAACCUGGUAAUGUCCAUAUGUACUUAUAUAAACCUUCCCACACUAAAUGUUUCAGAUGACAGGGUUUCCAUACUUAACAAUGGCAUUAAAGUCAGAUCAUUGUUCUUGCUACUGCUGCACUAAAAUCUGAGGACAUCCCAUCACAGAUCACGUUAGAACGAGAUUUCAUCCGACCAAUCAGAGCGUCGCUUACGAGAUCGGGAAAGUGAAAGUCAUAUCCGUGCGCGUCUGUUUCACAAAACUUGUGAACGUCAAAGACUUGCGCUGUUUCUUUCCACAAAAUGCAGACACGCUGUGAUAUAACUGAAAUAGGCCUACUAUUCGAAUCGGCGUCAAACCAAACUCACACUUUGUAUUUAUUAUUAAUGUGUAGAUUGUUCUAGCCACUGUAUGGCUGAAGUACUCCCCGAUGUGACUUUAAAUACUUACUCACUGUUUGCUUGGAGUGAAAUACAUACGGCAGUGAUUUGAGCAAGUUCGAGGUCAACAUUUGACCUGUAUUGACAUUGAAAGUCCAUUACGCUCCACCAACAUCAGAAAACACGUGCGACAAAAGGUCAAGGUCGAUAGUCAGAUACCAUAUACCCAGUUAACGGUUGUAACUUAUUCAAGUGGACUGGGUUUGUUGUUUAACGCCACACGCAGCCAUAGUCCAGCUACAUGACGGCUGCCGUCGACGUAGUGGAGUCUGGACAAUCCAGUGAUUGGCAUCAUGAGCAUCGAUGCACGCAACGGGGACACGAUGACAUGUAUUAACCAGCUCGCCGAGUCUCACCUCAUUAAGUCGCUUCUUACAAGCAUAUAUUGCUUGGGACCUAUACUCCAACCGUAGUUCCCCCGGGUCUUCCAGUGGUGAGAAGGGGUGGUCGGGUAGCCUAGUGGUUAAACCGUUCGCUCGUCACGCCGAAGACCCGGGUUCGAUUCCCGACAUGGGUACAAUGUGUGAAGCCCAUUUCUGGUGUCCCCCGCCGUGAUAUUGCUGGAAUAUUGCUAAAAGCGGCGUAAAACCAUACUCACUCACUCACUCCAGUGGUGAAAAUAAUAUGGUAGCAGUCUAAGGUUGCGCUGUGGUGCUAGAACUGCCAACUGUAUGUUUGUUUAGACAAUAUGUUGAUAUCGUUUGUAGUGUCUUGCAGUUAGUGUACAUUGCAUAUUAUGUAUAUUUUGCUUUGUUGGAAUAAACAUUUUAAUACGUUAA
This is a messenger RNA of Haliotis rufescens (red abalone), 4670 nucleotides long. RefSeq names its product kelch-like protein 24. NCBI's taxonomy places the organism in Eukaryota, Metazoa, Mollusca, Gastropoda, Lepetellida, Haliotidae. The coding region runs from base 142 to 2061 and encodes 639 amino acids. The transcript is spliced from 3 exons. The record is from RefSeq and is a predicted model, not a curated record. Gene Ontology annotation, molecular function: protein binding.